UCAGCACUGGCCAGGUAUAUAAAGGGACCCGACCCAGAAGAGACAUCACACCUGAGAACACCCAUCCGCUCUCCACUUCUCAGCCCCACUCCAGCCCAGACACCCACCAUGACCGGCUCCUGCUGUGGAUCCUUCUCCUCCCAGAGCUGUGGAGGCUGCUGCCAGCCCUGCUGCUGCAGAGACCCCUGCUGCUGCCGCCCAGUGUCCUGCCAGACCACAGUGUGCCGCCCUGUGACCUGCGUGCCCCACUGCACCAGGCCCAUCUGCGAGCCCUGCCGCCGCCCCAUCUGCUGUGACCCCUGCAGCCUGCAGCAGGGCUGCUGCCGCCCCAUCACCUGCUGCCCCACCUCUUGCACAGCUGUGGUCUGCAGACCCUGCUGCUGGGCCUCCACCUGCUGCCAGCCCAUCUCUGUGCAGGCUCCCUGCUGCAGGCCCCCCUGCUGCCAGCCUGCCCCCUGCCGCACCACCUGCAGGACCUCCCCCUGCAACACCUGCUGCUGAGCCACCUAAUAUACAACUUCGCCUUAUGAACAGAACUCUUCCUACUCCUGCUGGAGCAGAUGAAAGUGCGACCUUUGCAACCCACCUGUUCUUCCUCAACUCACUCAGCUGUAAAGGCCCAUCAAAUUUCCCACAUGUAUGCUGCUGGUCAUCUGCAUAGCUCUAGACAAUUCCUAGCUCUCGUCGGCUGAAUUCUUGGCUUCAAAAACGUGUAAACAAAGAUGAAAUUCUUUCAUGAAGCAUGAUCCCAUUGCGUCACUGUAAUUUUUUAUUUCAGGGUUCAGAUGGGAUAUAUUUUCAGCAUGAUAUUUUCAGGCUGUGGCUUUACAUGAUAAAAACAAUAAAAUUUUAUUUCUGAUGAAG
Molecule: messenger RNA, 864 nt
Organism: Peromyscus leucopus (white-footed mouse)
Lineage: Eukaryota; Metazoa; Chordata; Mammalia; Rodentia; Cricetidae
Product: keratin-associated protein 2-1
Exons: 1
Coding region: 109-501 (130 amino acids)
Cellular component (GO): keratin filament
Source: RefSeq, a predicted model, not a curated record